AUGAUCUCGCCCGAAAAUAAGGAUUUUUCAGACAUAAAUGCGGACAACUCAAGUCAUUUUCAAGCACAAAUUUUGGACUCAAUUUUGAAUGAAGACAUUUCUGACACAGGGGAGGAUUUAACGACUGAAACUAUCUCUAAAGGAAAAUUAAAACAUGAAAUGCGAAUGUUGCAAACACGCUUUCUGAAUGACUCAACAGCAUUACAAAAUACCAAAAAUCUUUCAAAAGCGAGGGAGGACGAGCUCUUGGAACAAAUUAAAACAUUGUCUAUCAGAUUAAAUUUGGCCACUGCUCGUUAUGAUACACUUUUAGAAGCUACAACUGAAUCUAGUGAAUUAAAAGCUGAUCUAGCUGAAACAAUAGCAUGUAAACGACGUUUAAUAAAUGAGAAUGAAGAAUUACAUGGUCAACUGAAAUCAAUACGUGAAAUUCUACUUACAAAAUUACCUGACAAAUUGGAAAACAUUGAUAUGAAUCAAAUAAAUAUCAACUUUUAA
This is a messenger RNA of Schistosoma curassoni, 498 nucleotides long. NCBI's taxonomy places the organism in Eukaryota, Metazoa, Platyhelminthes, Trematoda, Strigeidida, Schistosomatidae. The record is from the annotation of a GenBank genome assembly.